Saitoella complicata NRRL Y-17804 is the source of this 1460-nucleotide messenger RNA. RefSeq lists its product as uncharacterized. Bases 39 to 1460 code for a protein of 473 amino acids. The transcript has 2 exons. NCBI's taxonomy places the organism in Eukaryota, Fungi, Ascomycota, Saitoellomycetes, Saitoellales, Saitoellaceae. The record is from RefSeq and is a predicted model, not a curated record. Gene Ontology annotation, molecular function: oxidoreductase activity.
AAGGGGGAGUAGCAGAUUUGUACACAGCUAAGUUCUACAUGCUUGGAUUCCGCGAUACCGACGUGAUCGACAUCACCCCAGGCAAACCAACACCGAAGAGCGUAAGGCCAGGUGUCACGGUUCGAUCGUGGGACAUCAACUUCCCGUGGACCGAAGAACAUGUUCGAUCCGAGGAUUUAGAGAAGCUGCGAUGGUCUUGCGAUGCUGCUGCCGAUGAAGCUUUAGCAGCCGGCUACACGACCUUGGAGAAACUGCUUGACGAGGGUGGCGGUGGCCGAGACACUGCUUUAUUCAAGAAGGCCAUGCAGGUGCCCGAGUGGGUUGACUGGGAGCAGAUCCGUCGCGGGCAAGAUGUUUUCUACCGAUACGCGGGCGCUUUCUUAACGGCGCUGCUCCAUCAGAGUCUGUUGGGUGGGUUUGGUGCCGGGCGGAUCACGGAGGUGCUUGCACGAACCGGAGGGUUUUCGGUGAAGACUGCUCGAAAAAGACUGUUCGAAACGACACAGCAUAUUCUGCAGUGUACGCGCGAUCCGGAUGCAUUGAAACCUCUGACAGGCGAAGGCUGGUUGUCUACGCUGCGUGUACGGUUGCUCCAUGCUCGGGUGCGGAACAAGAUCACGACCCUGGCACGAUCAAAUCCAUCGUACUAUGAUAUUGACAAAUGCGGUAUUCCUAUUAACGAUGCUGACUCAAUAGCGACCAUCAUCUCCUUCUCGUCUUCAAUCACACACUUGUCAUUUCCUCGGAUGUUUCUUUACCUCCGGCCACAAGAGAUCGAAGAUUACUUUGCGCUGUGGAGGUUGAUCGCAUUCUACAUCGGCUGUCCAACCGAUCCGUUCAAGACCGCGUCGAGCUCGGUGGCUUGGAUGCAGUCCAUCUACGCAUAUGAGAUCAAUCCUCAUCCGGAGCUAUCUCCUCUAUUGGUCAAUAAUUGCGUCGAAGCCUUGAGGGAUCGUCCGCCGGCAUAUACCAGUGCGCAGUUUACCUAUGCUCAGGUCCGUUGGCUCAAUGGACCAACACUGAGUGAUCAGCUCGGUGUGACGUCGGACAAGAUUGGCUUAUGGUACAGGGCUUUAUCAUUCGUGCAGUUCAUUGUCGUCAAACUCUGGAUCUAUACAAACAGAUCAGUCCCUUCAUGGGAUAUGCAAAAGGUAGCGAUUCUUCGAAGGAUAUUGUGGAAGGUUAUCGUGGAGGAUCAGACCAUUGGUUUGGGACAGCCUACCGCAUUUGAUUUCGUGCAUGUGCCGCAAUUUGGGAAGAUGACCGAGGCUGGAAAGGGUGAUGGAGAAGAGGAACUGAAGAAAAUCAAGAUGGAAGAAGCAUGGAAGCCCAAACGGAGCGUCGCGGUGCUGUGGUCGAUCAUUGUUAUGGGCGUGCUUUUGACCAUGUGGGUGGGAAAGGAUGAAGAUAUCGAAAUCUCAGUCAUUCACGCGGAUAACCCUAUAACGGUGCCGACUUGA